Messenger RNA from Cherax quadricarinatus, 9117 nucleotides. RefSeq names its product WD repeat-containing protein 13. The record is from RefSeq and is a predicted model, not a curated record. Gene Ontology annotation, cellular component: nucleus. Gene Ontology annotation, molecular function: protein binding; promoter-specific chromatin binding. Lineage: Eukaryota; Metazoa; Arthropoda; Malacostraca; Decapoda; Parastacidae.
AGUUAUAACUUACUGUAACUGUAGUCUCAGUAACUGAGUUAUAACUUACUGUAGCUGUAGUCUCAGUAGCUGUUAUAACUUACUGUAACUGUAGUCUCAGUAACUGAGUUAUAACUUACUGUAGCUGUAGUCUCAGUAGCUGUUAUAACUUACUGUAACUGUAGUGUCAGGUUAUGCUUAAUGUCUUACAGUGCUUGUUACAGUCGCCAGCCACGAAGAAGAGGUUGCACAAAGAUGGCUUGGUGGCAGCAGGUGUUGGCAGUGGAUGCCAAGUUUAACAACCAUCGUGCCCCAGCUACGCCAGGUUUCAAGACAUUAUAUAUUCGACGACGUAGUCAGCUACUGAGGGACAGCGCUCGCGAGGAAGAUAAUGGUGGUGUACGUAACUACUUAAGAGUAAGACUAGCAUUGUUGCAGCAGCGCUAUUGUGUCACCCUAGACCAGCUCAGUCUAAAAAGUCGACCAGCGAGUCUUCGCUCUGUAUCACGGCUCACAGUCGAGGGUGAUUCUCCACGUUGUAUGAGUCGCAACAUGAGUGUGACAAUGUCACAGACAGGAAGCCAAGGCAUUGAGGGACCUCAGGGACCACCACCAGCUGGCUCUGUUGUUCCUACACAACGAGCUGAAGCUUCCAAAGCCAUCGUGGGUGGUACCUCUAUUGGGGAAAAUUAUGCUUUCUCAGGAGUGCACCACAUCUUUGAUCAACAUGCAGAUAGUGUUACAAUGGUGAAGUUUGCUCACAAUGAUCUGGGUCUGUUGGCAUGUUCUUCCCUCGAUAGUACUUUGUCUGUGUGUCAAGUAUCUGAGGGAGAGCCACGAGUACUUCACACCCUCCGUCACCAUACUGCUGGUGUUACAGGAUUUGAUUGGUCUUCUACAAAUGACCUUUUAUUAUCAUGUGGUGAAGAUGGUGCUAUCUGUCUGUGGAGUUCAUCAACGGGUCAGUGUCUUCGUACGGUUAGUGAUCAAGCUGGUGGACAAGUUCUCUCCUGCCUCUUUCAUCCUCUUAACUCCAACUGGGCUGUUCUGGGAAAUAGUCGAGGCUUGGUGCAAGUUUUGAACAUUUCCACCGGCCAUUAUCCCAAGGGAGGUACAAGCAAAGUGGCUGGUCAAGUAACAGCUUUAACGUUUGAUUCUUCAGGCAAAACACUCUGGGCUGGUGAUGACAAGGGAAUUAUUAUUUCAUUCCUGUUUGACCUUGGGAGCGGAGGUCUUAGAAAAGGAAAACGUUGUGUUGUGAGUGAAGGAGCAGCAAUCACAAGCCUCUCAGCACGCACCUGGGCCAGCCGUGAGGCACCCAAUCCAACGCUUCUUGUCAGUGCAGCUUGUAACACACUACUUUUGUACAGAGUUGUGGACAAAGAGGGAGGUUUACGCCUGAAGAGAAAUUUUAGCAUUUCUCAUGUAUACCAGCCUGUACGCUCUACAUUUUGUCCACUUAUGUCCUUCAGACAGGGAGCAUGUGUGGUGAGUGGCUGUGAGGACUGCAGUGUUUGGUUCCUGGAUGUUGAGCGAGACACACGACCACUCAUCAAUCGCCUGCAAGGUCAUGCAGCACCUGUCCUCGGUGUGACCUUCAAUUAUGAUGAGUCACUACUUGCAACUUCAGAUGCUACAGGUCUUGUUAUUGUGUGGAAGAGGCAAUAAUUAUAGUCACAUUCAAUAUACAUGGACUUUGUGGUGUUUGACUAGUUACAACAUACAUACAUAUAUAGUAAUAAUAAUGGAGGAAUCUCCAGUAUUAUUACAGGCUGUGUUAAUCAAGGUAACCUGCUGUAGUUUGUAUUCAAGUUAAAUUUAUGUUUUUAUAUAAUCUUUGCAACAUUAAAAAGUCAGUUCUUUGACCAAUUUGCAUUUAGAUAUGAAUAUUAUUAUUUGUAUAUAUAAAUUCUUGACACUGGGUUGGCAGAAGGGAUAUAUGUAUAUACAGGCUACAUCACUGUCUUGUUUUAGUUACAGUUAUAGAAAUUCUUUUAAAAUAUAAUGAUCAGUGUUUCUGCCUGUGUGAUGUAGUCCACUAUCAUAUUUUGUCAUAUUUCUUUCAAUUGUUUUAUAAUAAUUGUUGCUAUUCGAGAAGAUGGUUUACUUUACAGUAACCUCAUUCAGCCACUCAGAUUAUUAUCUUUCAUGGUAACAAAACUAGCAGUCAAAGAAAUUAACAUUUAUAUUAUUGAAUCUCAAUUGUUAUUUCUCAUAUACGUAAUUCAUUCUCUAUUUCCAUUUCAUUGUUCUACUUUUAAAUAUAUUUUAUUAUAGUUCUAUAAUGCAUAAAGUGAUCCAUAAUCUCUGACUUGUAAAAGAAUGUUAAUAUUUUUAUUAUUUUUAACUAAUAAGCUGUUUUCUUAUAAUUUUCUACUGUGAUACAUUGAGAAUGUUCUCAAGUCUUGCUUUUUAAUAGUUUUAUAAUGAUUUCAGUUGAUCCCUGUAAUGUAUUUGAGGACAUUUAUGGUGUAUUAAGCAAUUAACAAAGUAAAAAUUGCAGAUAAUUGAGAAUACAUAAAGUGUAUAAUAAAAUGUGGCAUUAACCCUCUGAGGGUCGGAACCCCUGAUCUGAAACUUGCUCUUAGGGUUGGAGAAUUUAAAAAAAAAAAAAAAAUUCUCUUAUGAAAUGAUAGAGAAACUUUUUCCAAGGGUAAUGAAACCAAAAAUACAAAAUUUGAUGGAAAACUUAUGGAAUUGUGCUCUCACCUAUAUUUACACAUCGGUGAUUUCACCCACUUUGAGCCCUAUUUUCAGCUAAAUUCCAUUGUUCCAGUCAACCAAACUCAUAUCUAUUUCUCUAGUAUUUCUUCUAUGCUAUUGAUUGAGUACAAGAACCCACCUAUUUACUUAAUUCAACUACCCAAUAAAGUGAUCAGAAAUCGGUAAUUUGGCCAAUUUUACACAAAAUUAAAAAAUUGCCAGUUUCAAAAUAGGGUCCAGAAUAAACAGUGUAGACAUUUCUGGCAGUAAAACAACAUUUCCUCUGUUCAUUGGUCACAUUUUCAGGCCUCUCCUAUAUUAUGCUUGCUUUCCAUUUUGAAUUUUUAUUCACACAAAAAAUAAAAGAUUUAUUGUUAUGCAGACUACUGCAUUAUUGCAAAAAUUGUAUAAAUAAUGUCAGCGUAUUUGUGGACACAUUAGACUGACCAGUUGGGCAUGUAUUGCACAAGUGAUGUAAUUUGUUUACUCUGGAAUGUUGGCAAAAAUCUAACAUUUCUGCUACUUUGAGCUCAAUUUGAAGCUACUUUUAGUCUGAAAACCAAUCAAAAUCAUCUCUAUUUCUGUAAUAUAUCUUCCAUUCUGUUAUAUGAGACCAUGAAUACAACAAUAAAAAUCAUGAAAAUACACCACAAAAUUGCUGUUUUAAACCAAAAACAUGGUAACAGUUUUUUCCAUUAUGCACUGCUUACUGCAGGAAUUUUUUUAUAUGGUGCACAAUUACUGCAUAAACCCAUUCUCUUAUAUAUAGGCCCAAAUAUAUGGCUCACAGCUUAUCUGAGUGAGCUGAGCUUGUGGCGUAGAACUACGGGACUGAACCAGACUUCAAAGCUGUAGUACUACAGGACCCACCCUCAGAGGGUUAAAGAGAAGAUAUGAAGAUGAGUUUGGAAGUGUACAUGUAGGCAGGAGAAUAAUCAUGUUCUUAAGAUGUACAGUUAAAUAACUUGUAAGGACUUAAUGAAGGCAUGCAGAGAUGUGGUGAUGUACUGUGUACACUGUACACCACAAAGGUGUGGUGGUGCACUGAAUAGUUAAUGUUCCCUACUGUAGUAUAUACAGAGGUGUGGUGGUGUACUGUGUAGUUUAUAUUCACUACUCGAGUAAAAGGUGUCUCCAUUCUCUUCCUUCUCACAGCAGUAAAAUUAAUAGUUCACAGUGACUUUAAUUAAUGCAUUUUAUAUGUGAUCAGAAUUUUUUGUAUGGAAAUAAAUCAUUAUCUACUCCAUUCAUUGUAUUUAAUUUAAUGUGUCAGUAAUAUGUUAAUAUGACAGCUUUACUUCCAUUUCAUCAUAAAUAAUUCUCUGUGCCAACGUUUAUCACAUUGCUUCUCUUGGCUUUCCAUGUCUGCCUUAGGUACAAGCUUCUUGGGUUGUAUACAUUAUACCCUCAUUAGUACCUCCUGAAAAAUAGACGAGGGAAAUCAGAAUAAUUUGACAAAUUAUGAAAACGUUUAAGAAAAUUAAGACUUUUUAUCACAUGUUAAAUAAUUAUCUAGUAAUGUUAUAGUAUGUGUAUUUCAGUCAGAAAUAUAUUCCAGCUUCUCAGAUAACUGCAUGUAACUGCUGCAUCCUAACCAAGGGAAUGUUAGUAAUGAUCCACAGUAAUGUUCAUAUAUACAUACAUCAAUGUUGUCAUGAAAAAAAAAGUGUGUGACAUGUAAUUUUAAUUUGUAUUAUUAGUUUUUACAAAAGGCACUUUAAAAAUUUUAAAUCUGAUGUACCAGCAAAAUUGCCCUGGAGAAUUAUCCCACUUAGAAAAUUCACACUGUGAAAAUUGACAAAAAAUGUGAAUAUCUCAAUCUCAAUCUCCAUCUCCAUGGGGUAGUUGAACAGAAUUCCUCCUCCGUAAGCCAUACGUAUCGAAAGAGGCAACUAAAAUGCUGGGAGCAAGGGGCUAGUAACCCCUUCUCCUGUAUAUAUUACUAAAUUUAAAAGGAGAAACUUUUGUUUUUCCUUUUCGGACACCCCGCCUCAGUGGGAUACAGCUGGUUUGUUGAAAAAAGAUCUCAAUCUCCACUGGUUCUUUAACACAGACAACGUGCUUGAGAGAAUUUUGUGAUGUGCGUGUAUUACUGCCUAGUCCUUUACCACCACUCAAGGGAGGUUCCUUGAUGCUGGUAAGGGGCUUUUGUCUAAGGAAUUGGAGCUGUGGUCUGGCUCCUUGAAUCAAGUCCAAAUGCCUACCAUUCUCCCAGGUGUUGCAAGAUCCCAUUAAUGCAAUUGAACAAGUUCUAUGCCAGUGAAGUAAUAGAUCUGUGCAACAGAAUAAGUGUGUUAAAGAUUAUGAGUAUGCUGCCUCACUUUGAGUGCUGCCCUACUCUAUGAGUAUGCUGUCCUACUUUAUGAGUAUGCUGCCCUGCUUUAUGAGUAUGCUGCCCUACUUUAUGAGUAUGCUGCCUUACUUUACGAGUAUGUUGCCCUACUUUAUGAGUAUGCUCUACUUUAUGAGUAUGCUGCCCUACUUUUUGAGUAUGCUGCCUUAAUUUAUGAGUAUGCUCUCAUACUUUAUGAGUAUGCUGUCCUACUUUAUGAGUGGGUAUGAACAGUGCUAACAUCUCACAACAUUUAUUAUUACUGAAGUAAAGUAAUAAAGAAUAUAGUAUUUUAAUACCAAGAGACUUUGAAGCAUUAUAUUUACUAACUGGAUUUUAUUUUUCAAUUUACACAAUAAAAUAGAAUAGUGUAAUAAGUAUAUACUCCUUGCUGUUUGACCAUGAGAACUCUGGUUCAGUGUGGGCUGUGGUUCAAUGUGGGCUGUGGUUCAGUGUGGGCUGUGGUUCAAUGUGGGCUGUGGUUCAGUGUGGGCUGUGGUUCAAUGUGGGCUCUGGUUCAGUGUGGGCUGUGGUUCAGUGUGAGCCCUGGUUCAGUAUGGGCUGUAGGUCAGUGUGAGCCCUGGUUCAGUGUGGGCUAUGGUUCAGUACGAGCCCUGGUUCAGUGUGGGCUGUGGGUCAGUGUGAGCCCUGGUUCAGUGUGGGCUGUGGGUCAGUGUGAGCCCUGGUUCAGUGUGGGCUGUAGGUCAGUGUGAGAGCUGGCUCAGUGUGGGCUGUGGUUCAGUAUGAGCCCUGGUUCAGUGUGGGCUGUGGGUCAGUGUCAGCCCUGGUUCAGUGUGGGCUGUGGUUCAGUGUGAGCUCUGGUUCAGUGUGGGCUGUGGGUCAGUGUGAGCCCUGGUUCAGUGUGGCUGGUUCAGUGUGAACCCUGGUUCAGUGUGAACCCUGGUUCAGUGUGAACCCUGGUUCAGUGUGAACCCUGGUUCAAUGUGAACCCUGGUUCAAUGAGGGCUGUGGUUCAGUGUGAACCCUGGUUCAAUGUGGGCUGUAGUUCAAUGUGUUCCUAAGUUCUUUAUGGACUCCUGUGGGCCAUGUUACAAACAGUCAUCUAUUAAGCUCCAAAACAGUGUUGUUCAUGUUAUGUAUAUAAUGGAGAGUGAAUCUUGUUAGGAUUUACCCCAUAAGGAUAUAGAUAAGUUGUCCACUUCUAUUGUAACUCCUGUUUGAUCAUACUUAUGUGCUUAAUAGGCUUUAUCUGAAAUGUUUUGGUUACUACGUCUAACAAAACUAUCUUAGCUUUGCUGCUAACUUACUAUAUGAUGCAGUAUUGUAUAAUUUAAUAUUCUUGUUUACAAAUUAACUCACAAAUUGGGGAUGAAACUAAAAGAUGUUCCAGGUGUACCAGUACACCAUGGUCAUGGUGUACUGUACCUGCAGUACUAGUACACCAUGGUCAUGGUGUACUGUACCUGCUGUACUAGUACACCAUGGUCAUGGUGUACUGUACCUGCUAUACUAGUACACCAUGGUCAUGGUGUACUGUACCUGAUGUACCAGUACACCAUGUUAUGGUGUACUGUACCUGAUGUACCAGUACACCAGGCUAUGGUGUACUGUACCUUCUGUACCAGUACACCACAUUAUGGUGUACUGUACCUGCUGUACCAGUACACCAUGUUAUGGUGUAUUGUACCUGCUAUACCAGUACACCAUGGUCAUGGUGUACUGUACCUGCUGUACUAGUACACCGUGUUAUGGUGUACUGUACCUGCUGUUAGUGAAGUUUGAUGUACAGGUAUAAUUAUGCAUGCUACUAUUAAUGUAUAAGAGAUGGCUGAUCAUUGUUCAUAGUGAGAACACUAAGUACUUGAUGUAUACUGCAAGUGCAGAGUUGAACAGGUAUUUUAAAGGGCAGAGAAUAAAGAGGUAGGCUGCAUAUAGGAAUGUAAUUAUGAUGCCAGUGGUCUUCUUAAUUUUACAAUGAUAUGAGAGUAUGAUAUAAAGAAGGGUUACUUAACCUUUUCACAAUUACAGAUGCCCAAUGGUGGCUCGUAGUGCCAGUAAUACCUGUACAUGUACUAUUGUACCGCAUCAAACUUCUAUUUUUAAUCAUUUUUAUCUCAUUUCAACAAAAAAAGAAAAAAUUCACUUAUAAAUGCAUUGAAAACAACAUACAACAGAUUUUUUCCUGUAAUACAUUUGUCAGUUGCAAAUUAUUUUAUUGUAAGGUUGAUGAAGUCACAUGUUUGGCAGUGAGCAUCCGGGAGGGCUGCAGCUCUGCAGCUUCUAUGGACGAGCUGCCACUGCAGAUGCCCAGUGGAUUGCCCAGUAUUUCCCUAUACCCUCUUUGUCACUAUUGAAAUCAUCACUAGUACUAUUAGGUCUCGGUAUGAUUUCACAAUAUGUCAUUAGCUUGGUUUUAAUUAACAUAUGGAUAGCUAGCAUCAGAAUAACUGAUAGUUUAUUAUAAUCUAACAACAAAUUUUGUAUUAAAUUGUUCAGAGAUCAAGUCCCAUACUCCUAUUAUUUGGUUUCUAUAUCCCCAAGGAGUAAUCCCUUCUCCUGUAAAUAUUACUAGUAAAUGUAAAAGGAGAAACUUUCGUUUUUCCUUUUGGGCCACCCUGGGAAAUGGCUGAUGUGUUGAAAGAAAGAAAAGAAGAUCCCCAAGGAGUGUAGAAACCCCUAGUUAAGGACCCCUGAUAUAAAUUAACUGUUGUAUCAUGAAAAACUUACUAUAUAAUUGUUCCAAGACUGUGUUGAUAUUGGUUUUUCAUCACUUUUAGUGACUUAAUUAUGUGAACUUCAAAUAGUACAGUAAAUCUUUCAUUCCAUCUAUGUUAUUUGUGUAUGUGUAUCCAUAUACUACAUCAUUGUGUUCUUCCCAUGUAGUGUUGAUGGCCAGAGUAUCUGUAUUUGUAUACAGUGGAACCUCGGUAUUCGAACUUAAUUCAUUACAGAAGGUCAUUCGAGUGCCGAUCUGUUCAAGUAUUGAAUGAAUUGUUCCCAACCAAUUUUCUUUUUGGUUGGCUGUUAUCACUAAUCUUCGUAGGCCCCAUGGUGACUUAUACAAAAAAUGCGAAACACGAAAUAGUUUACAGCGAAGUUCUGGCAGGUCAUCGCUGUUUGAGUACCAAGGUUCCACUGUACAAUGGACCCCCGGUUAACGAUAUUUUUUCACUCCAGAAGUAUGUUCAGGUGCCAGUACUGACCGAAUUUGUUCCCAUAAGGAAUAUUGUAAAGUAGAUUAGUCCAUUUCAGACCCCCAAACAUACACGCACAAAAGCACUUACAUAAAUACACUUACAUAAUUGGUCGCAUUCGGAGGUGAUCAUUAUGCAGGGGUCCACUGUAUAUUCAUAUGAUUGAUAAGGUUACAUCUGCUUCCACUGUGCAGAAUUUAAGGCCAACAUAUGACUUACUGAUAGAUUUUGUAAUUCUUGAACUUGUUAUAGCCUCUCCUCACUUGGUGACAAACUCGUUUACCAACAACUUGGACUUAAGACAGGCUCUCUGACCAGUAUGCAUACCUAAAUAAUGUAUAUUAAAGCUGAUUUCCUCUAUUCUAUUUAUUACAGUAUACAGUACACUACUGUAUAAACAUAUAAAAAUAUACCAGAAAUGUUAUAAGUGGUGCAAAAGUGACAUUAAAACAGUAUCAAAGAUGGCUGACACAACUCACUACCAUCAUAGUAUGCUCCUCACUUAUCGACAAAUUCGUUUACCAAUGUAGUCUUAGGAACGGAACUCCGUCGUUGAGUGAGGAGAGGCUGUAUUAUUUUGUGUUAGAUACCUGGUGAAUUUGUCUGUGGUCAAGAUUACCUUAUUACCCCACAUUUAUUAAAAAUUUAUCUUCCUUCAUGCACUGAAUUUGAUGAACAAUAUUUAAGAGAUGUAUCUGCCUCUUCCAUAUAUGGCAGUGUUUAGCGCUUUAUACGCUCUUCUCAUCCUUAUAACUUAUUUUCCUAUAUUUCUACUGUGAAGAUGAAGAAGAGUAUGCUUGGAUAAAUAUCCGUCCCAUUGCUAAGUACAGUACUGUACAUGAUGUGCAGUACUAUUUUUAAUUAAUGAAAUAUUUGUGAUAUUCAUUAUUUUUAAUUACUGUAUAAAGAGUAUAAAUAUUAUAAUUUUAAAAUAAAGAAAUGGCAUUU